GGCUCUAGGAUCGCUAGCGUGCUAACUGCUAACCGCACGUGAAAACACGUCGAUAUAAAUCAGUUUAACGUCUUUGAACUUUCAGAGGUUUUUAACGUGUUCCUGUUGUUUUGUUUAUUUGUAGUGAAAACGUCGCUGAAAACGUCACAGGCGGUUCCACCUCAGAUGUCUGAUCAGAAGAAGAAGAAGAAGAGGAAGAAGAGGGGCAUCCCGGACCGAUGGCUGGACUACUGCCCCGUGGGACGGAGGAUCCCAGGGACUCGAUUCAUCGCCUUCAAGGUUCCUCUGAAGGCGUCUCUGAACAGUGGUCUCCCUGAGUCCGACAUGUUCGGUCUAUGGGAUCUGCUGGACUCUGUGCGGAGUCAGAACCAGGACCUGGGUCUCAUCAUCGACCUCACCUUCACCUCCAGGUACUACGUUCUGACCGACGUCCCGCAGUCCUGCAGCUACGUCAAGAUCCCCACCGAGGGUCACCGGGUUCCCUCUGACGCCACCGUCCUGAGCUUCAAACGGGCGGUGAGGUGGUUCCUGAGAGAGAACCGGGACAACGACCAGCUGAUUGGAGUCCACUGCACCCAUGGCCUGAACCGCACCGGCUACCUGGUCUGCAGGUACCUCAUUGAUGUGGACGGGCUGGAUGCAGCGGUGGCGCUGCAGCUCUUCAACUCCUGUAGAGGUCACCACAUAGAGAGGCAGAACUACCUGGACGACCUGCAGCGAGGCGCCAAGAGGAGCAACGCCGGCAUCGACGAGACAGAGGAGAAGGAGGAGGCUGUUCGAGGGCUCGCUGUGGAGAGACCGCCACUGGCCGCCAAGGAACAGAGACAAGACGACCCGGCUGCGGAGAACCAACCAGCUGGUAACCACCGCCACCACUGUCAAGCUCGACACAAACGGGCACAGAUGGCUCCUCCCUGCUCCUCUUUCACUCCCCUCCAUCACCUGGGCCCGCCCCCCUCGAUAUAGGGAACAAACUGAGUCUAAGGCCCUGCCCCCCUGGAUAUAGGGAACAAACUGAGUCUAAGGCCCCGCCCCCCCGGAUAUAGGGAACAAACUGAGUCUAAGGCCCCGCCCCCCCGGAUAUAGG
Molecule: messenger RNA, 1087 nt
Organism: Epinephelus fuscoguttatus (brown-marbled grouper)
Lineage: Eukaryota; Metazoa; Chordata; Actinopteri; Perciformes; Serranidae
Product: RNA/RNP complex-1-interacting phosphatase-like
Exons: 2
Coding region: 166-966 (266 amino acids)
Biological process (GO): dephosphorylation
Molecular function (GO): polynucleotide 5'-phosphatase activity; protein tyrosine/serine/threonine phosphatase activity
Source: RefSeq, a predicted model, not a curated record